Messenger RNA from Acanthosepion pharaonis, 1386 nucleotides. Lineage: Eukaryota; Metazoa; Mollusca; Cephalopoda; Sepiida; Sepiidae. The record is from the annotation of a GenBank genome assembly.
AUGUUCAAAUCACAAUGGGAUUACACCGCUCGUUCGAUAUUGUUAUCAUUUUCUGUUCAUAUCUAUCUAUCUAUCUAUCUAUCUAUCUAUCUAUCUAUCUAUCUAUCUAUCUAUCUAUGUCUUCCAUCGAUCGAUCAACUCUUUGAAUCCAUCAAUCAAAUAUGCACUCUUGAAACCGCGGUUCCAUUUCCAGGAAAAUUCUGCCACUAUCUGUUAGCACUGGUAGCAUCCGAUUCAACUCAAAUAGCAUCUAUUAUCGCUCCGUCUGAUUCGCCAUUCAUCACUCAAACAUCUAAGCCUCCUUCGUCUCAACCUCUUCACCUCUACCCACCUACCCAUUCUUUAAAAACACCCCUGCCCCAAUCUAUCUAUCUAUCUAUCUAUCUAUCUAUCCUAGUCUGUUCAUAUCUAUCUAUCCUAGUCUGUUCAUAUUCUAUCUAUCUAUCUAUCUAUCUAUCUAUCUAUCUAUCUAUCUAUCUAUCUAUCUAUCCUAGUCUAAAUAUCAUAUCUAUCUAUCCUAGUCUGUUCAUAUAUCUAUCUAUCUAUCUAUCUAUCUAUCUAUCUAUCUAUCUAUCUAUCUAUCUAUCUAUCUAUCCUAGACUUUUCACAUCUAUCUAUUUCAGUCUUUUCAUAUCUAUCUAUCUAUCUAUCUAUCUAUCUAUCUAUCUAUCUAUCUAUCUAUCUAUCUAUCACAGUCUGUUCAUAUUCAUCUAUCUAUCUAUCUAUCUAUCUAUCUAUCUAUCUAUCUAUCUAUCUAUCAAAUCUCAGCUGUUCGUAUCUAUCUCAGUUUUUUUAUGUCUGUCUAUCUAUCUCAUUUGUUUGUAUCUCUCUCUAUCUAAUUCAGUUUUCAUAUCUAUCUAUCUAUCUAUCUAUCUAUCUAUCUAUCUAUCUAUCUAUCUAUCUUUUAGUGUUUUCAUUCUCACAAUCAAAGCAUAUUGUAUUGGAUUCAAAUGCCUUUUUGGAAUCUUCACUCCUUCAUUUUUGCUUGAGGCCAACUUCACUCUUUUUCCUGUUCAGAUUUUACCUUUUAGUCAACGAUCUCUGUUCAUAUCUAUCUUUCUAUCUCUUUCUCUUCAUAUCUAUUUAUCUAUCUAUCUAUCUAUCUAUCUAUCUAUCUAUCUAUCUAUCUAUCUAUCUAUCUUAGCUGUUCAUAUCUAUCUAUCUAAGCUGUUCAUAUUUAUCUAUCUAUCUAUCUAUCUAUCUAUCUAUCUUAGCUGUUCAUAUCUAUCUAUCUAUCUAUCUAUCUAUCUAUCUAUCUAUCUAUCUAUCUAUCUCGUUCAGCUAUCUAUUUAUCUAUCUUUCUUAGUCUGUUCACAUCUAUCUAUCUAUCUAUCUAUCUAUCUAUCUAUCUAUCUAUCUAUCUAUCUAUCUAUCUAUCUAUACUAG